This is a messenger RNA of Planococcus citri (citrus mealybug), 981 nucleotides long. It is a transcript of the gene thoc7, whose product is annotated as THO complex 7. The record is from RefSeq and is a predicted model, not a curated record. The transcript has 4 exons. Bases 187 to 813 code for a protein of 208 amino acids. Lineage: Eukaryota; Metazoa; Arthropoda; Insecta; Hemiptera; Pseudococcidae. Gene Ontology annotation, cellular component: THO complex part of transcription export complex. Gene Ontology annotation, biological process: mRNA processing.
AUUUUGGUUUGUAACACUGCAGACAAAAUUAUUGAUAACUCAAAAUUUUAGAAAAAAAUUGAGAAAUGAGAAUGAGAGAUUGAAGUACUUUGGAAUUUGGUGGAUUAUUUUGAUCAGUAUUUCAAUUGUUCAAGUAUCUAGCUGUAGUCUUUCCAGUGCCGAAUUAUUUCAUAGCUAUCAACGACCAUGGGCGACGAAGAAGUAAUCAAACGACGUUUACUAAUAGAUGGAGAUGGAACCGGAGACGACAGAAGAUUAACAUUUGUGCUGAAAACUUUCGUAAAAUGGUGUAAUUCUGAUAACGAAUCACCUCGUGAUGAUAAAAUAAUUCAAGAACGAUUGCUCAGUCAGCUAUCUCAAUGCGAAUAUGUGUUCGAAAAAUCACGUAUCUCUUCCAAAAUGAACGAAACCGAAUUGAACAAUCAUGGAAAAUCAGCCGACGAAAUAAAGAAAGACAUAGAGAAAACUAAGCUAGAAAUUCAAAAAGCGAAAGAAGACUUGCAAAAAGCUAAAAUUUAUCGUAAGAAUCGUAUCGAGUACGAAGUUAUCGCCAAUGUUAUUGACAAACAACCAGAAAGAAAAGAAAUGAACGAAAAACUGGUUGCCAUCAAGAAAGAGUUGACUUCACUCGAAGAAACGAAACAACAGCUAGAUAAGAAACUUGAAAUGAGAAGAAAACACUUCCAUGUUUUGGUGGCUUCCCUAAACCAGUUGCAAGCAUUACUCGACUAUGAAGAGAAGAAUGGAGAAAGUGCCCAUAUUAAUAUAUCCGACGAUGAAAUGGAUUUACCUGAAAUGAUGGAAGAUGAUUGAUUUUUUAACUCAAAUUUUGUAUAUGUAAGAUAAAUUUUAAGGAGCAAAUGGCUGUUGAUUUUAUAACUUUUUUUUUUUUUUUUUUUUGUAGUCAAAAUUGCUCAAUUUGUAUUUGUAAUGAGAUAAGUAAUUUAAUAUGAAAAUAAUACACAUAAUUUAUUGCGGGUA